UUCCCCGUCUCUUUUCAGUCUUUUUCUAGUGGGCUCGUCGGGACAAGCGAGCUGCACUCGCUGCAGUCACGUGAUCCGCAGAACCGUGGUGUGGAGUUUCUCUCUCACCCCCCCUGCCUCAAUAAUAAUUUGGAAGCGUGUGCACGCGCUCCUCCUCCUCUUCGUCCUCCUCCUCCUCCUCUUCCUCUCCAUCCUCCUCUUCCUCAUCCUCCCGCAUCUUCCUCUCCUCCUUCUCCUCACCGGCUGCUGGAGGAGGGCGGGAGCGCCAAGUGUCUUGCACCGGAGCUCACAUGCAUGUCCAAUCCGCCCCCCUCCCCUCCUUCUCCGGAGCAGCCUUCCCGCAGAACUCUUCAUUUCUGUGGCUACUUCUAGUGGCUCAGGACGUGUAGCUGGGUUUUUUUUUAAUUUUUUUUAUUUUAUUUUAUAUAUUUUUAAAUUUCGUGAUUGGGUUGUGGGUUGAUCAAUCCGUUUGGACCAGUUGGAUUAUACCGGACGGCCAAGCAGUAAGGCUUCGUCCUGUUAUUUUUUUUUUUUUUUUCCUCCCCCUGUUGGUUUUUGUUUUCAUUCUUGAAUGAGCUUUUUGUGCUGCUGCAUGCCGCCAUGGAGCUGCUGCUGGUCUGUCUCUCCUUGUGGAUAUUGCAAUGCAACUCGGCCAAAGGGGACUCCAUCAUACACAUCGGUGCCAUAUUUGAGGAGAACGCCGUGAAGGAUGACGAGAUUUUCCAGCUGGCAAUCUCAGACCUGAGUCUAAACGAUGACAUCUUGCAAAGCGAGAAGAUCACGCACUCUGUCAAACUUAUCGAGCCCAACAACCCUUUCCAGGCUUUGCAGGAAGCAUGCGAGUUGAUGAACCAGGGGAUCCUGGCCUUGGUCACCUCCACGGGCUGCGCCGCCGCCAGCGCCCUGCAGUCCCUGACCGACGCCAUGCACAUCCCCCACCUGUUCAUCCAGAGGAACGGCGACGGCGUUCCGCGCACCGCCUGCCAGUUCAACCCCAGCCCGGACGGCGAGAGCUACACGCUGGCCGCCCGGCCGCCCGUCCGCAUCAGUGACGUCCUGCUCACCCUCGUCUCGGAGCUCUACUGGCAGAAGUUCAUCAUCUUCUACGAGAGUGACUACGAUAUCCGUGGCUUGCAGACCUUCAUGGACCAGGCGUCUCGACUCGGUCUGGACGUGUCCCUGCAGCGGGUGGAUCGCAACGUGAGCCGGGUCUUCAACGAUCUCUUCAACACGCUGCGCACCGAGGAACUCAACCGCUACCGGGACACUCUGCGGCGGGCCGUGCUGCUCAUGAGCCCCCGGGGAGCGCAGGUGUUCAUCCACCAGGCCGUGGAGACCAACCUGGCGUCCAAGGACAGUCACUGGGUCUACGCCAACGAGGAAGUGAGCGACAGUGACAUCAUGGAGCUGGUUCACAGCUCCCUGGGCCGUAUGACCCUCAUCCGUCAAGUGUUCCCGCUGUGGAGGGACACCAACGUCCGCUGCAUGAGGAACAAUCACCGCAUCUCGUCGCUGCUGUGUGACCCCCAGGAAGGCUACCUGCAGUCCCUGGAGGUGUCCAACCUCUACCUGUACGACAGCGUUCUGAUGCUGGCCAACGCCUUCUACAGGAAGCUGGAGGACAGGAAGUGGCACAGCAUGGCCAGCCUCAACUGCAUGAGGAAGUCCACCAAGCCCUGGAAUGGAGGAUGGUCCAUGCUGGACACCAUCCAAAAGGGGCGCAUCAGCGGCCUGACGGGACUGAUGGACUUCCGGGCGGAGGGCUCCAAUUCCCACGUGCAAUUUGAAAUUCUGGGAAGCAGCUACAGCGAGACCUUUGGGAAGGAUGUGAAACGGUUGGCAUCGUGGGACUCCACCCGGGGUCUGAACGGAAGCUUAAAGGAGAGCCGCAUCGAGAGCGGGAUGCAAGGGGUGACGCUCAAGAUCGUCACGUUGCUGGAAGAGCCUUUCGUGAUGGUGGCGGAGAACAUCCUGGGCCAGCCCAAGCGAUACAAGGGCUUCUCCAUCGAUGUCCUGGACGCCCUGGCCAAAGUCUUGGGCUUUAAGUACGACAUCUACCAAGUCGCGGACGCGAAGUACGGCGCGCCGCUCCCGAACGGGUCCUGGAACGGAAUGAUCGGAGAACUCAUCGGCAAGAAGGCGGACCUGGCCGUGUCGGCCAUCACCAUCACCCCGGAGCGCGAGCGCGUGGUGGACUUCAGCAAGCGCUACCUGGACUACUCGGUGGGCAUCCUGAUGCGCAAGUCGGAAGAAAAGAUCAACAUCUUCUCCCUGUUGGCGCCGUUCGACCUUGCCGUGUGGGCCUGCAUCGCCGCCGCCAUCCCGGUGGUGGGCGUCAUGAUCUUUCUGCUCAGGCGCAUCCAGGCCGCGCGUAGCCAGAACAACGCGGGCGGCCACCCGCAGCCAUCGCCCUCCACCUCGCUGCAGAGCGCCAUCUGGAUCGUCUACGGAGCUUUUGUCCAACAAGGCAGCGACUCCAUCUUGGGCUCGGUGGCGCUGCGCAUCGUGAUGGGCAGCUGGUGGCUCUUCACCCUCAUCGUUUGCUCGUCCUACACGGCCAACCUGGCCGCCUACCUCACCGUGUCCCGCAUGGACAACGCCGUACGGUCCUUCCAGGACCUGUCCAAGCAGGUGGACCUGGCGUACGGGACGGUGAGGGACUCGGCUGUGUACGAUUACUUCCGAGCCAAAGGCACCAACCCCCUGGAGCAGGACAGCACCUUCGCCGACCUGUGGAUGACCAUCAACAAAAACAACGGCUACGAGCACUCCGUCUCGGGCCCAUCGGAAGGCAUCAAGAAGGCGAAGCGAGAGUCGUACGCCUUCCUGUGGGACAUGGCGGUGGUGGAAUACGCCGCUCUCGCCGACGACGACUGCACGCUGACCGUCGCCGGCAACAGCAUCAGCACCAGAGGCUACGGCGUGGCUCUGCAGCACGGCAGCCCUUACAGGGACCUCUUCUCUCAGAAGAUAUUGGAGCUUCAGGAAAAAGGCGACCUGGACAUCUUGAAGCAGAAGUGGUGGCCAAAGAAGGGGCGCUGCGACCUGCAGAGCCACGCCGACGCCCAGACGGAGGGCAGGGCGCUGCACCUGCACAGUUUCGCCGGGGUCUUCUGCAUCCUGGCGGCGGGGCUGCUGCUGGCCCUGCUGGUGGCCGCCCUGGAGACCUGGUGGAACAGCAACCACUGCCGGCGAAAGGAGCCCAAAGAGGACAAAGAGGUGAACCUGGAGCAGGUCCACCAGCGUUUAAACAGCCUCCUGGACGAAGACCUGGCCCACAAGCAGCUGCCGGGCCAGUCCAUCGAGAUCUCCGCCUUAGACAUCGGCAGCAUGCAGCCCAGCCAGUCCCUGGAGGUCCUGUCGGCCAGGGAGUACCCCGCCCACCGGGGACCGCCGCCGCCGCUCUCGGUCAGCACCUUCCUCCGCGAGGGGCACGGGGCGGGCCGGACGCUGGGCGCGGUGGGCGGCCGGACCCUGCCACUGCCCCUGCCCCUCAGCAGCGCCACCAUGCCGUCCAUCCGCUGCAAACACCGAGCGCCCAACGGCGGGCUCUUCCGCCAGAGCCCCGUCAAGACGCCCAUGCCCAUGUCCUACCAGCCCGUGCCGGGGGGGGCCAUCCCGGAGGGGGAGGCCAGCCACGGGACCUCCAUCUGAGCGCUCGAGGUCACGGGCAUGAACAUUGCCAACGUCUCGGAGGGAGAUAUAAAUAGAACCUGGAAAAAAAAAAAAAAAAAAAACGUUUUUAUGACCAGUGGGGAGGCGGAGUGACAAAAAGACAGAAGAGACUCUAAUGUACAUAUUUGUAACUAUAGAGAGAGCAGAGCGACAUUACAAAGUGUAUUUUGAAUAUUCCCCAGAGUUGAGUUUAAAAAAUAAAAUUAAAAUAAAACGCAAACAAAAAAAAAAAAAACAAACAAACGGAAAAGUAUUUGGAAACCAGGACUGUUUGAAUGGCUUUGUAAAUUUUUGUUCUCAACAAAUAAAGGUGACAAUUCUUUGUGGUUGUUUUCUAAGUGCCAAGUUCCAUUUCUGUUUUCUUUUCAGAUAACUUGAAUGUACUGUGAGAAAUCAUGAUCAACAAAGACAUUUCACACUGGGAA
Hippocampus comes (tiger tail seahorse) is the source of this 4100-nucleotide messenger RNA. It is a transcript of the gene grid1a, whose product is annotated as glutamate receptor, ionotropic, delta 1a. Gene Ontology annotation, cellular component: membrane. Lineage: Eukaryota; Metazoa; Chordata; Actinopteri; Syngnathiformes; Syngnathidae. Bases 601 to 3654 code for a protein of 1017 amino acids. The record is from RefSeq and is a predicted model, not a curated record. The transcript has 16 exons. Gene Ontology annotation, biological process: monoatomic ion transport. Gene Ontology annotation, molecular function: ligand-gated monoatomic ion channel activity; signaling receptor activity.